Abrus precatorius (Indian licorice) is the source of this 1865-nucleotide messenger RNA. RefSeq names its product protein NRT1/ PTR FAMILY 4.6-like. The transcript is spliced from 6 exons. NCBI's taxonomy places the organism in Eukaryota, Viridiplantae, Streptophyta, Magnoliopsida, Fabales, Fabaceae. Gene Ontology annotation, molecular function: transmembrane transporter activity. Gene Ontology annotation, cellular component: membrane. The coding region runs from base 87 to 1814 and encodes 575 amino acids. The record is from RefSeq and is a predicted model, not a curated record. Gene Ontology annotation, biological process: transmembrane transport.
CCUUUUUGGGCUAUAUGUUCAGAAAUACCAUUUCCCCUGAACAUCCCAUUCCUGUCUAAAACACAACUCUCAAUAUCAUCUCAACAAUGGCAGACCAAGAUGCAAAAGAAGAACACAAGCCCCUCAACCAAUGGAAGAGAAGAAAAGGUGGAUUCAGGGCUUCCAUGUUUAUUUUUGUCUUGUCAGCAUUGGACAACAUGGGUUUUGUGGCAAACAUGGUGAGCUUAGUCCUAUACUUUUAUGGAGUGAUGCACUUUGAUCUGUCCAGUUCUGCCAACACUCUCACAAACUUCAUGGGUUCAACUUUCUUGCUUUCCCUUGUUGGAGGCUUCAUCUCAGAUACCUACUUAAACAGAUUCACCACAUGCCUGGUUUUCGGAUCACUCGAGGUUCUGGCCUUGGCAAUGCUCACAGUUCAAGCUGCUUCCAACCACUUACACCCAAAUGCUUGUGGCAAAUCAAGCUGUGUGAAAGGUGGCAUAGCAAUGAUGUUUUACACAUCACUGUGCUUGUUGGCAUUGGGAAUGGGAGGGGUGAGAGGAUCUAUGACAGCAUUUGGUGCUGACCAAUUUGAUGAAAAGGAUCUAACCGAAGCAAAAGCUCUUGCAAGCUUUUUCAAUUGGCUUUUGAUGAGUUCAACCGUGGGAGCAAUCACAGGAGUUACAGGUGUUGUGUGGGUUAGCACACAAAAAGCAUGGCAUUGGGGUUUUUUCAUAAUAACCAUAGCUUCCUCUAUUGGCUUUGUGACCCUUGCUCUUGGUAAGCCAUUCUACCGCAUCAAAACUCCAGGAGAUAGCCCCACUUUGAGAAUUGCUCAAGUUAUUGCUGUGGCUUUUAAAAAUCGAAAGCUGUCACUGCCGCAGUCACAUGAAGAACUAUAUGAACUGAGUGAUAAAGAUGCUACAGUUGAGAAGAUUGCGCACACCAACCAGAUGAGGUUUCUAGAUAAAGCGGCUAUUAUCCAAGAAAAUUCAAAACCUCAAGCAUGGAAGGUGUGCACAGUGACACAAGUGGAAGAAGUGAAGAUCCUAACCAGGAUGUUACCUAUAGUGGCCAGUACCAUUAUACUGAACACUUGUAUGGCUCAGCUUCAAACAUUCUCGGUUCAACAAGGGAAUGUGAUGAACCUGAAACUUGGUUCUCUUACAGUGCCUGCACCAUCUAUUCCCGUCAUCCCUCUUGUUUUCAUAAGCGUCCUUGUUCCUAUGUAUGAGUUAUUUUUUGUGCCAUUUGCAAGAAAGAUCACUCACCACCCUUCAGGCAUCACACAACUUCAAAGGGUAGGAGUGGGAUUAGUCCUCUCAGCAAUAUCAAUGGCAGUGGCUGGGAUUGUGGAAGUGAAAAGAAGGGAUCAGGGGAGGAAUGACCCCUUAAAGCCUAUAAGUCUAUUUUGGCUCUCAUUUCAAUAUGGUAUAUUUGGAAUUGCAGAUAUGUUCACACUCGUAGGACUACUGGAAUUUUUUUACAGGGAAUCACCUGCAAGCAUGAAAUCACUGUCUACAUCUUUCACAUGGUUGUCAAUGUCUCUUGGCUACUUCUUGAGUACUGUCUUUGUCAAUGUCAUCAAUGCAAUUACCAAAAGGAUCACCCCAAGUAAACAAGGUUGGUUGCAUGGGUUUGACUUAAACCAAAAUAACCUCAACCUGUUCUAUUGGUUCCUAGCCACACUUAGUUGUCUUAAUUUUUUUAACUACCUUUAUUGGGCCUCACGGUACAAGUACAAAUCUGAAGAGCGUAACUCAAGCCCAGAUUUGAAGGCUUUAGCUGAAAUGUCUCUGAAAACAAGAGUGAGGGAAGGGAACACACGUGAGUGAAGGACCCUCUGGCAAAGUUAGAGAAUGGAAUUGAAGCACAGUGUCAAGAGU